This is a messenger RNA of Tetrahymena thermophila SB210, 446 nucleotides long. RefSeq lists its product as hypothetical. NCBI's taxonomy places the organism in Eukaryota, Ciliophora, Oligohymenophorea, Hymenostomatida, Tetrahymenidae. The annotation marks the transcript as partial. The transcript has a single exon. The record is from RefSeq and is a predicted model, not a curated record.
ACCUAGAGAUACAAAAGAACUUUGCUUGACGUUAAAUAUAUUUAAACAAUUAUUAAUGUUAGUAAUGAGUACCCAAUAGAGAUAUAAUAAUACAUAUUCUAGUUUACCUUUUCAAAUUUAAUAUAACUUUAAAUAUAACCUUACUAUCCUAAAAGCACUUAACCAUCUACUAUUUUGCUGAAAGGAGAUUUCUCUUUUGAAAAUUUUUACUCUAUCUACUUUACUAAUGUUAUUCUUAUGUACAAUGUUACUGAAGAUGCUAAUUGCUCUUUAACAUUUUAUUCUGUGUAUCAAUAAGUUGUGUUAAAUAAUAUUAAAAUUUAAAACACUAAUUAAAAUAGCGAUACAGAUUACUGUAAUAAGAUAAACUUAGUAAAUUCUUAUCUUCUGAUCUAAAAUAUAACUUUAGAUUCUAAACAUUUUAAAAAUUAAACUUAUAUAACAUC